AUGAUGUGUCUGGCUAUUGGCACGUAUCUAUCGGUUUAUCCGUUUUUCUUGAUGCUACCAAUUGCACUGCUAUUGCGUAGUGUUGAUACUGACGAGACUGUGAAGGAUAAAGCAAGUGGGAUAGAAGCGUUGUUUGGUUUCAAGUGUCUCGGGACAUUUGGCUUUUGGCUAUGUAUGCUCUUGUACCUGUCGUGGAGUUUAAAUGGAGAUUGGACAUUUGUGGAGGAAACCUAUGUUUGGGUCGCAAAGUUCUCAGAUUUGACCCCGAAUAUCGGCAUUUUCUGGUAUUUCUUCACAGAGGUCUUUGAUCGUUUCAUCCCGUACUUCCUUUUUGUGAUGCACUUGCAUCCAGUCAUCUACAUAAUCCCGAUCUAUCUCCGCUUAGCACAUCGGCCUCAAGCCUACGCAUGCGCGUUGAUCGGCAUUUUUUCUCUUUUCCAGGCGUACCCCUCCUUUGGUGACUUUGGUUUUUUCCUCUCGAUGCUGGCGAUACAUCCAAAAACGAUAAUGACAAUCAAGAAUCGAUACAUUUACGUCAUUGGUCUGGGUGCAGCGACGUGCAUGUUACCUGUGAUGUGGUUUUUGUGGUUGUUUCCAGCUUCUGGCAAUGCCAACUUCUACUACAACCAGACCUUGGUGUACCAGAUGUUUAGUUCCCAAAUCAUCAAUGCGUUUGUAGGAGCAACGAUGAAACGCGACAAAGAUGUGGAUAAGUACCGGGCGAGCUUUUUGAAAAAUAAUGAGAAGACUAACGUUGAGGCGCGCCAAUAA
Molecule: messenger RNA, 771 nt
Organism: Peronospora belbahrii
Lineage: Eukaryota; Oomycota; Peronosporomycetes; Peronosporales; Peronosporaceae
Source: the annotation of a GenBank genome assembly